CACAUCAACAGCCUAAAAAUAAGUCACUCUGGGGCUUGCUUCUGUCGUCUUCCUCCAGCGGAGCAGAUCUCUGUUGUCUGAACGAUAUUGGUCCCACCCAGAGAAGUGUUGUUUGGCAUUCUGAGUCAGGGGUGUGUGUGUUUGUGAAGUGCAACUGGAUAGAAGCAAUGACAGUUGCAUUUUGUGGAAACGACAACCCUUCAGCCUAUAACAUCAGUGCUGGCUUCUUAAGGAAUGUCUGCUUUCUGGAUGCCAUCAACCUGGUACCUCAUGUUUUCCUCUUAUUUAUCACCUUUCCUAUAUUGUUCAUUGGAUGGGGAACUCAAAGCUCCAAAGUCCAGAUCCAUCACAACACAUGGCUUCACUUCCCUGGACACAACCUGCGAUGGAUCCUGACGUUCACCCUCCUGUUUGUGCACGUGUGUGAAAUAGGAGAAGGCAUUGUUUCAGAUGCACGGUUGCAGUCUCGUCAUCUCCAUCUCUUCCUUCCUGCUAUAAUGGGAUUUGUGGCAGCUACAACAUCUAUAGUAUAUUACCACAAUAUUGAGACAUCAAAUUUUCCAAAGCUACUUCUGGCCCUCUUUCUGUACUGGGUCAUGGCCUUUGUCACCAAAACGAUCAAGCUGGUCAGAUAUAUCCAAGAUGAGAUCAGUUUUCGUCAGCUGCGUUUCUGUAUCACUGGAAUGAUGGUUGUGCUGUAUGGGUUAUUAAUGGCAGUGGAGAUCAACGUCAUACGUGUCAGGAGAUACGUAUUUUUCACAAACCCUCAGAAAGUAAAGCCUCCUGAAGAUCUUCAGGACCUGGGUGUGAGGUUUCUUCAGCCCUUUGUCAACUUGCUCUCCAAGGCAACCUAUUGGUGGAUGAACACGCUCAUCAUUUCAGCUCACAGGAAGCCGAUCGACCUGAAGGUGAUUGGAAAACUGCCGAUAGCCAUGCGAGCCCUUACAAACUAUGUCUGCUUGAAAGAUGCCUAUGAGGAGCAAAAGAAAAAAGUGGCUGACAAGCCAAACCGCAUCCCCUCCAUCUGGCUCGCCAUCUUUCGGGCCUUUGGGCGGCCAAUCCUUCUCAGCAGCACAUUCCGUUACUUAGCUGACCUGUUGGGAUUUGCUGGACCACUCUGCAUUUCUGGCAUCAUUCAGAGUUUCUCCAACCAGAACCAAAGCACUAAUACCACAGACAACGGUACUGUAAUCAACGUGACUUUAAUCAACGCUACCGUAAUCAACGCUACCGUAAUCAACGCUCCCAUAACACCAGAAUAUUCUACAGAUCCAUUCCUCACCUCAACUGAUUUCCUCAAAAACUGCUAUGUCCUGGCAGUCCUCCUCUUCCUGGCCCUCAUCCUGCAAAGAACAUUUCUACAGGCCUCCUACUAUGUUACCAUAGAAACAGGCAUCAACCUACGAGGAGCUUUGCUGGCAAUGAUAUAUAAUAAGAUCCUGAGACUUUCCACAUCCAACUUGUCAAUGGGAGAGAUGACCCUGGGACAGAUCAAUAACUUGGUUGCCAUUGAAACAAAUCAACUCAUGUGGUUCUUGUUCCUGUGUCCCAACCUAUGGGCUAUGCCUGUUCAGAUCAUCAUGGGUGUGAUCCUGCUCUACAACUUACUUGGAUGGAGUGCCUUGGUUGGUGCUGCUGUCAUUGUACUGCUGGCUCCAAUACAAUAUUUCAUAGCGACAAAGUUGGCUGAAGCUCAGAAGAGCACACUUGAUUAUUCUACAGAGAGGCUGAAGAAAACCAAUGAAAUACUGAAAGGAAUCAAACUCUUAAAACUGUAUGCUUGGGAGCACAUAUUCUGUAGAAGCGUGGAAGAAACAAGGAUGAAAGAACUUACGAGCCUCAAAACUUUUGCUCUUUACACAUCUCUCUCCAUUUUUAUGAAUGCAGCUAUACCAAUUGCAGCUGUUCUUGCGACUUUUGUGACCUACACCUAUGUUAAAGAGGAACCACCAUCCACAGCCCAGGCCUUUGCAUCCCUGUCCCUGUUCCACAUUCUGGUCACUCCACUCUUCCUGCUCUCCACUGUCGUUCGAUUUGCUGUCAAGGCCAUCAUAAGUGUGCAAAAACUGAAUGAAUUUCUCAUAAGCGAUGAGAUUGGAGACGAUAGCUGGAGAAAUGGAGAUAGCGCCUUAACAUAUGAGUCUUGUAAGAAGCACACAGGACUUCACUCCAAAGCCAUCAAUCGGAAGCAGCCCUUGAGAUACCAGCUGGACAGCUAUGAGCAUUCACUAAGGCUACCAACCCAUCCUGCAGACAUCAAUGACUGUGCUAUCAAGGUAACCAACGGAUACUUCUCAUGGGGAAGUGGUUUAGCCACAUUAUCCAAUAUUGACAUCAGAAUUCCAACAGGCCAAAUGACAAUGAUUGUAGGUCAGGUUGGCUGUGGAAAAUCUUCCCUCCUUCUUGCUAUUCUUGGUGAGAUGCAAAGUUUGGAAGGCAAAGUUCAUUGGAACCGUGUAAAUGAAACUGAGUCUUCUUUUGAAGCAAAUUGGAGGAACCGAUACUCUGUGGCUUAUGCAGCCCAAAAGCCCUGGCUCCUCAAUGCUACAGUGGAGGAAAACAUUACCUUUGGCAGCCCAUUUAAUAAGCAGAGAUACAGAGCUGUGACUGAUGCCUGCUCUCUGCAGCCUGACAUUGAUCUAUUGCCAUUUGGAGAUCAGACAGAGAUCGGAGAAAGGGGAAUUAACUUAAGUGGAGGUCAGCGGCAACGAAUCUGUGUUGCUCGAGCGCUGUACCAAAACACCAACAUUGUCUUCCUGGAUGACCCAUUUUCUGCCUUGGACAUUCACCUGAGUGAUCACCUGAUGCAAGAAGGUAUCCUGAAGUUCCUUAGGGAUGACAAAAGGACCCUCGUAUUAGUGACUCAUAAGUUGCAGUACCUGCCACAUGCAGAUUGGAUCAUUGCCAUGAAGGAUGGAACUGUGCUUAGAGAAGGGACGCUGAAGGACAUCCAAACUAAAGAUGUUGAGCUCUUUGAACACUGGAAAACACUGAUGAAUCGGCAGGACCAGGAAUUAGAAAAGGAUAUGGAAGCUGACCAAACUACUCUGGAAAGGAAGACUCUCCGAAGAGCUAUGUACCCAAGAGAAUCUAAAGCACAGCUGGAAGAUGAGGAUGAAGCAGAGGAAGAAGAGGAAGAAGAAGAAGAUGAUGACAUGUUGACGGUAAUGCGACUGAGAACAAAGAUGCCGUGGAAGACCUGCUGGCUGUAUCUCACCUCAGGAGGGUUUCUCUUACUCUUCCUGAUGAUCUUCUCUAAACUCGUGAAGCACUCGGUCAUUGUUGCAAUUGAUUAUUGGCUGGCACAGUGGACAUCGAUGGCCAACAACAAGCAGGCCUUGUGUUCCACAGAACAGCCUGCCAGUAAGACUUGCUAUGUUGUCGUAUUCAGCAUCCUUAGCGGUGCAGGAAUUGUCCUUUGCCUGGUCACUUCUCUGACCGUGGAAUGGAUGGGCCUAACAGCAGCUAAGAACCUUCACCAUGACCUCCUUAACAAGAUCAUCCUUGGACCAAUCAGAUUCUUUGACACAACACCUCUGGGGCUGAUUCUCAACCGCUUUUCUGCUGAUACAAAUAUUAUUGAUCAGCACAUUCCAUCCACUCUGGAGUCCCUCUCUCGGUCUACCUUGCUCUGUCUAUCUGCCAUUGGGAUGAUUUCAUAUGCCACUCCGCAGUUCGUAGUUGCUCUUGUGCCUCUGGGGAUAGCCUUCUAUUUCAUCCAGAAAUACUUCAGAGUUGCAUCCAAGGAUCUUCAGGAACUUGAUGACAGCACUCAACUACCUCUCCUCUGCCACUUUUCAGAGACAGCAGAAGGCCUCACCACCAUUAGAGCUUUCAGACACGAACCCAGAUUUAAACAGCAUAUGCUGGAACUGACGGACACAAACAACAUUGCAUACUUGUUUCUGUCAGCCGCCAACAGAUGGCUGGAGGUCAGGACGGAUUACUUGGGCGCUUUCAUUGUCCUUACUGCGGCCAUGGCUGCCAUUUCUGUAGGGUCCACUUCUGGCCUCGUGGGUUUGGGCCUCCUCUAUGCACUGACAAUCACCAAUUAUUUGAACUGGGUGGUGAGAAAUCUGGCAGACCUAGAAGUGCAAAUGGGUGCAGUGAAGAAAGUGAACAGUUUUCUCAACAUGGAGUCAGAGAACUAUGAUGCCACCAUGGAUAUUUCUCAAGUUCCCAAAGACUGGCCACAAGAAGGGGAAAUCAAGAUUGAAAAUCUGUGCGUCCGAUAUGAAAACAACCUGAAGCCAGUUCUCAAGCAUGUCAAAACUUACAUCAAACCAGGCCAGAAGGUUGGCAUCUGUGGUCGCACUGGCAGUGGAAAAUCAUCGCUGUCCUUGGCAUUCUUCAGAAUGGUAGACAUAUUUGAUGGAAGGAUUGUUAUUGAUGGGAUUGACAUUUCAAAGCUGCCACUUGACAUGUUGCGCUCCAGGCUAUCCAUAAUCCUCCAGGACCCCAUAUUGUUCAGUGGUUCCAUUCGCUUUAAUCUGGAUCCAGAGUGCAAAUGUACAGAUGAAACACUUUGGGAAGCUCUGGAGAUUGCCCAGUUGAAGAACAUGGUCAAGGCAUUGCCAGGUGGUCUAGAUGCUAUGGUCACUGAAGGAGGAGAGAACUUUAGCGUAGGCCAGCGACAGCUCUUCUGCUUGGCCAGAGCAUUUGUACGGAAGAGCAGCAUCCUCAUCAUGGAUGAAGCCACGGCAUCCAUCGAUAUGGCCACAGAAAACAUUUUGCAGAAGGUUGUGAUGACCGCCUUUGCAGAUCGCACAGUGGUAAUAAUAGCUCACCGGGUCCACACCAUCCUGACGGCAGACCUGGUGAUUGUGAUGAAACGAGGGGUCAUUUUGGAAUAUGACACACCUGAGAAUCUCCUGGCGCAGGAAGACAGCAUCUUUGCAUCUUUUGUUCGGGCUGACAUGUGAACCGGCCUGCAAAAUUGCAUGCUAUUGGCUUUUUAUUGCCUGAUUUUUUCAACAAAUGAGGAAAAUAUACAUAUUUCUAUAUACUGUAGCAUCACCGCAGACUUUGCCAAGGAUUUUUGCAUCUGUAACUUUUAUAAAACUGAAGCCUAUUAUGUUUGCUGACUUUGGUGCAAUAAAUUCUUCUUCACAAAAUGGUAGACAGUCCUCCCA
Molecule: messenger RNA, 5132 nt
Organism: Rhineura floridana
Lineage: Eukaryota; Metazoa; Chordata; Lepidosauria; Squamata; Rhineuridae
Gene: ABCC9
Product: ATP binding cassette subfamily C member 9
Exons: 39
Coding region: 168-4922 (1584 amino acids)
Biological process (GO): transmembrane transport; potassium ion transport
Cellular component (GO): membrane
Molecular function (GO): sulfonylurea receptor activity; ABC-type transporter activity; ATP binding
Source: RefSeq, a predicted model, not a curated record